This is a messenger RNA of Paramecium pentaurelia, 1245 nucleotides long. NCBI's taxonomy places the organism in Eukaryota, Ciliophora, Oligohymenophorea, Peniculida, Parameciidae. The record is from the annotation of a GenBank genome assembly.
AUGUUGUCUGAGAUAUACUAGACAGAAAUCAGUUACGAUUUCUUGCUCAAGUAAAUUGGAAGACUAAAUUAACAAUGCAAUAUGGAGAGGAUUCUAGUAUAGCUACAAAUAGUGAUUAAAAAAGCUGGGAGGAAUAUAUAAAUAGUGUCUAAACUCUUAUUAAAGUAAAAAAUGUAUGUCAAAACAAAUGAAAUAAGAGAAUAAAAAGAAUUAUGUCAUUUAAUAGUAAAACCUGUAAGUAAUGGAUCAUAUGCUAGAAGAAUAGAUCUUAAAUAGUUAGUAAUAAAAAGAACUUCUGUAAUAAUAAAAGGAAUAGGAGAAUAGUAACUUCUCUAAACUAUGCAAGAAUAUGAAGUUGAGGAUGAGAUUAAAAAAAAAUAAGCUCUAAUUGAAAGACUCAAUUACUUUAAAAUAAACGAAUAAGAAUAUUAAUUUAUAUUCUAUAGUGGAUAAUAUAACUAUAUUGAAGCUUACUAGUAGAAUGAAUUGGGAUAUAUUAGGCCUUGGCAAGUAAACAUGGAGAGGGUGAACCAUGGAUGGAUUAAGAAUCUUGUUUUUAAACCAAUGAAUAAAAUAAUUGAGACAUUAGCCCAAACAAGUAGUAAAGCAAUUAAACAGAGAAUGAGUUAAAUGCUAACAAUCGCUCUGAAAUCAAAAAUAAAAGAGAUCUAGGAAGAUGAAGAAAGAAUUAAAUAUUCAUGCUAAGAAAUAUUUAUUAGUUCAUUUGGAAAUCAAAUAUCUUAAACUUCCAUUAAUGAACCUUGGUGGUUUAAGGUACCUAAUGCAUAUGUGGAAGAAUAGUUUUUGGGAAAAAUAUUUAUAUAUUGGUGUAAUAUUCCUCCCUUCGACGCUAACCUUUAGAUUGCUGUUAGAGUACAUAUGUUAAGAUGGCCAAAAAAAGUUCAUGACUUAGUAACUAUCAACAAUCUAACUUACCCUCUAUUUAUCUAAUUUGUUUUUAGUCAUAGUGGUAGGUUCUUUAUGCUAUGGAACCAUUAUCCCGUUGUUUCAUUUAUUAAUUAUCAAUGGAACAGUAUUAGCUGCUUUGAACCUUUUUAUCAUGAUCAGAACUAUUUCUAUAAUUUACCCAACGGAGACUACGAUUAAUGCCCAUUUACAAAAUUCUUUUAGAAAUGCAAAUUUAGAUCUUCAAAGCCUCCUUUUAAUCUGGAUUUAGAUUUAAGACAUUAUCAGACUAAAUGUGUUGAUAGCAAUUAAUAAAAAACAAUUACAAUUUAAAAUUGA